Messenger RNA from Heterostelium album PN500, 204 nucleotides. RefSeq lists its product as uncharacterized. Bases 1 to 204 code for a protein of 67 amino acids. The transcript has 2 exons. The record is from RefSeq and is a predicted model, not a curated record. NCBI's taxonomy places the organism in Eukaryota, Evosea, Eumycetozoa, Acytosteliales, Acytosteliaceae.
AUGACAAUUAUCGGAUCAUUCAAAAAUUUAUCACAAUCUUUUUCAACUCAAAGUGUAAAUGUAUUUUAUUUCCAGUCAUUCAAUGGAGGUCUCAUUAAUCAAAGUUCAAAUUCUUCUACAAGUUUUUUUGAUGGUUGGGGUGAAAAAGUAGCAGAUAAAUCAAAGGAAUACGCCGGUGAUGUUAAACAUGCUUUCAAUGGAUAA